UUAUAUAUUUACCACAGUUAAGUUUUUUCCACUGUCGAAUAUAGAGGUUGUCACAACUUUUCGUGGUUUAUAAUUUGGCGGCCCCCUCAACAUUGUGGUACGUCCCUAGCAACACGUUCUGACGAUUGUAGCGCUUCCGCGGGCGCCGCUUCUCCGGGUCUCCACCAGCCAUGUACUGCCGCAAAACAGCUGUUGUGUUGGUGUGGUUAAUUUUUAUACCAUCUCCAUCAGCGUCGUGGGAAAGGACCAAUGCAAUGACUGGUGAAACUUUAUCAUGGGCUGAGUGGGAGAGCUGGGGUCCCUGCUCGGAGACAUGCGGCAACGGGAUUCGGUUCAGGAACAGAGAGUGCAUCGGUGGAACACGUUGUUUCGGGGCUCCUGAAGAAGCAAGUUCGAGCUCUCCCUGUACAGUGAGCUGUGAAGGCGCAGUACAGGUGCACGUGAUACACGCCCCCAUCGGUGAGACAGUCAAGCUUCCACCUGUAUGCGAAGGGACUGCGUGCGCAUGGUGGAAAGAUGGGGAACGAAUCUUACCUAUGGCGUCAAAUACCACUCAUCUGGCAACUUUAAACGGAUGGAACUACUACAAGGUACAUACAGCCGGGAAAAUGACAUCGGCCAACGUGAAGGCUACAUGUGAGGCAGCGGGGUUUGUGGCCCCGUGUCCCGCGGAACGCGUGCGCGGUACCGGGAACUACUGUAAAUUUGCCUCGCCGGGUUGCGUCCAAACAGGCUUAACGUACUGUAAGGAUCCCAUGAUGGACUUAUCCAAGCAUCUAUGUGGUGAAGAUACUAGUCCAGCACUCUGUCCACAGUUGAAAGAGGUGUACAUACACAUGGGCAGAGGCUUUAACUCUGGUGCCGCUUGUGGCAUCCAGUGGCAAAACCCGGCGUGCGCCAAUGGCAGGGGACGGCGUGACCAAUACGGCCUCUGUGCCAGAGAGGGGACUGUUACGACGGCGGCACCCCGAGAUACAACCGCUGCACCCAAUAAAAGGCCGAGUCGCGCGCGCUUGGUGGACGAAGACGUGGUGGAAUUGGCGGAAAUUACCAAAGAGGAUGCGGGGCUGUACAUCGUCUUUGACGAGGAAGGACAGACAACUCUGGUUCUCAUAAAAGUUGAUACCGAUGAAUAUAAAGCCAUGCUGAUUCCCGCUGCUCCACCGAUCGUUGUGCUUUUGAUAUUGACGGUGGCCUACUUCGUGAUCACCGGAAGAUUAGAGGCUAAAGCACUGGGCGAGCGGUGAAACUGAAGUCUGCAGGUGCCGGUCCACCUGUACACAAAGGCCUAGGUCCGCCUAAACCAGAACAA
Molecule: messenger RNA, 1312 nt
Organism: Branchiostoma floridae (Florida lancelet)
Lineage: Eukaryota; Metazoa; Chordata; Leptocardii; Amphioxiformes; Branchiostomatidae
Exons: 9
Coding region: 171-1247 (358 amino acids)
Source: RefSeq, a predicted model, not a curated record